Messenger RNA from Centropristis striata (black sea bass), 3255 nucleotides. It is a transcript of the gene pcmtd1, whose product is annotated as protein-L-isoaspartate (D-aspartate) O-methyltransferase domain containing 1. The transcript has 6 exons. Gene Ontology annotation, molecular function: protein-L-isoaspartate (D-aspartate) O-methyltransferase activity. Bases 387 to 1466 code for a protein of 359 amino acids. Gene Ontology annotation, cellular component: cytoplasm. Gene Ontology annotation, biological process: protein modification process. The record is from RefSeq and is a predicted model, not a curated record. NCBI's taxonomy places the organism in Eukaryota, Metazoa, Chordata, Actinopteri, Perciformes, Serranidae.
CCUGUGUUUACAUCCUCUCCUCAGCUGUUUCUUUCUUCUUCCACUUCGACACAGCGGCUCGCCGUGACUACACUCUACCUUUUUACCACAACCAGUUGCUAACUGGUUAGUUUGUCCAGUUAACCAGCAGUUAGCCUCUACCGGGAGGCAUCUAACGGCUGAAAGUCACCGACCGUCGCAUUGCACACAGCAUCCAGUUACAAGGGAAGAGUUAAUGCGACACGGCAUUGUCACUUGCUGCCCGGACAUGACCGCAGUCUGAGCUGACGCUUGAGGAGUCACAGCGGCAGCAUCCUUCAGGUCAGCCGUUCAUCUCCAUGCCACUUUGAGGAGGAAUCACUCAUCCUGAGUACAAGUUCGCCCCGUGUUUCUCUUCUCUUUUCACCAUGGGGGGAGCAGUGAGCGCUGGGGAGGACAAUGACGACCUCAUUGAUAAUCUCAAAGAGGCCCAGUAUAUUCGCACAGAAAAAGUUGAACAGGCUUUUCGGGCCAUAGACCGCGGUGACUACUAUCUGGACGGCUAUCGGGACAGUGCCUACAAAGACUUGGCGUGGAAACAUGGCAACAUCCACCUUUCUGCUCCGUGUAUAUACUCUGAGGUGAUGGAGGCUCUCAAACUGCAGCCUGGACUUUCUUUCCUCAAUCUGGGCAGCGGAACUGGCUACCUGAGCACAAUGGUGGGCCUUAUCAUCGGGCCAUUUGGUGUGAACCAUGGAGUUGAGCUCCAUAAGGACGUGGUAGAAUACGCCAGAGAGAAACUUGAUGAUUUCACAAAGAAUAGUGACAGCUUUGAUAAGUUCGAGUUCUGUGAACCCGUCUUUGUGGUGGGGAAUUGCCUUGAAAUCUCAACAGACAGUCACCAAUACGAUCGCAUCUACUGUGGCGCCGGAGUGCAGAAAGACCAUGAAAAUUACAUGAAAGUGCUGCUCAAAAUUGGAGGCAUUCUAGUGAUGCCUAUAGAGGAUCAGCUGACCCAGAUAACCAGGACUGGCCAGUGCACAUGGGAGAGCAAAAACAUCUUGGCGGUGUCCUUUGCCCCCUUGCUCCCGCAGAGCAGAGCUGAUGGAGAGAAGCCUGACGCUGUCCAGCUGCCCCCGGUGACUGUCCGCAGCCUUCAGGAUCUGUCUCGGAUCUACAUACGCCGCACUCUGAGAAACCUGGCCAACGAGGACAGUCAGGGGAAGGGGAUGGUGCAAAGAGUUCCCCAGAAGCGCAAACGCAGGCGCUGCCGGCGGCGACGCAUCAACACCUACGUUUUUGUAGGCAACCAGCUGAUCCCCCAAAUGGUGGAGAGCGAGGAAGAGGAGCACGCUGAGGAGGAACGCAAGGAAGUGGAGGAAGAGGAGGAAAGGGACAUUGGCGACAUUGAAAUCCUCAAGCAAGUGAACGUGUUGAGAGACCAAAUAAUGGCUUUACCGCUGCCAGAGUCACUGAAAGCAUAUUUGCUGUAUUACAGAGAGAAAUGACUGAUUAACUCGACAUCCACUCUUAAUGGGUGCAGCGCCUGCUGAAAUGCUUUUCCUCACUCUUUUCAGUACAAAUGUAGCAUUAUUUCCAUUAAAUCUUGAUGACAAAACUGUAAAGGAAAACAACGUCAUAGAUAAUAUUGGAUAAUAAUGUUAUGAUUGUCAUGGAUUGUUAGAUUUUGUUGACAUUUUCUUUUGAUUUGUAUAUUAAAAAAAACAAUGUAAAAAUAUACUAAAUGGACAUAGUUUCAGAAACCCAUUUUGAGAUUCAGAUUUUAUCACAAUGUCAGGAUUUCUGCAGAAAUGAGCAGAUUACAAAUUGUAUUUAAAAAAAAAAAAAGUUCUUUAUUAUAUUUGUUAAAAUAUGAUCAUGCUAAGAUGAAUACUUUUAUUGCAGCUUUUUUAGAAGCUUUAACUUACUGUCAGUGUCUGGUGAUUUAAUGAUCACCAAAAAAAUAACAGACAUUGAAAGGCAAAUAAGGCCACAUCCUCCCAUUUUGAGUCAAAGAGUAAGACAUUGUUGCUGAAUCAUGAACGGGGAACUUAUGUCAUUACUCCUCCAUGUUUUUUACCUUCCUAUUACAAGAGAUCACUGAGAGACUAGAUUGGUUCAUCAUUUUUUCUACAGAGGACCUUUUGAUGUAACUUUUUUCUACAGGGUGCUUACAUACUUGUUUCCUCACUUUGAGUAGCGGACAUCCUCCUCGGUAUGAUAAGGUGUUGUAGGCUCUCUCCUCUCCGUGAUUUCCCUCAUUGUUGAUGCAAAUAUUACAUGAGUUUAAUUAAUCAUAUCAGAGGAAUAAUGAUAAAACCGAUGGGUGUUCAGUGGUGGUUCACAUUUUUAAGCUUUGUUUUAGAAGGUAACAGGGAGAUGUUAGUCAAUAAUGCAUGAAUAUAAUGUAUAUAUGUUGGGUGUUCCUGACUUUACUUCACAUCUUAUGAUUGGUCACUGGAGGUGAUGUCCCAAGUGAUCGGAAAUGUUUCAACAAAAAUGAUUUAAAGAAUAAUCAUCAAUUUGAUGGCCUUGAGACAAAUCUUAAAUUCUGUAUAGUGCUGCUUUUGUUUUUUAUUGACAGCAAUGCAUUUCAGAAUCGCUGAGGAUUUUGAAGCCUUUUGUAUCCUGGACUGUAGAAGCGUCCAACAAAGCACCUUAGUCUGCAGUCCUCAAGUAUAAAAAAAAUCAAAUCAUUUGUAAUGUGGGCUGGACUUGUUGUAAUGUAAGAAACCUGUUUAAUCAAAGUACAAUUUGCUUGCAGAACUUCCCUGAUAGUGGUGGCUUUUAAGUGCCAACGUACCCCAUCACAUUAGGACUUCUGUGAGUUUUCUGGCACAGUAAAUUUACCCAAACGAUGAUAUAUUUCUACAAAAAAAGAAAACAUUCCACGGUGAAAAAAAGAAAACAGCACAUCACUGAUAGAUGUCACACUUUUCUCUUCAUGCUUUAUGAUCACAGACUUGAGAUUUUCGCUCAUCUUACUUUGAAUGCAUCAUUUAGUAUUCCAAAAGCUGCGUUGAAUGUUGUUGAUAUUAAUUCUAUUAAAUAUGAAAAAAAAUGGAUAUAUAUGUAUUGUUAUCAUAUGAUUCUGCAUACAGUUUAAUUUGCAUUUGGUUUGUUGUAGCGCCCUCUUGCUGUACUGUAUCUUGACACUGGGAACUCUGUAGAUCAAAACCUCCACUGCUGUCUGUUAAUAGAUAAGAUAUAUUAGUGCUGUAGGUCUUCAUUUUGUUCUGGUGUUAAUGAAAAAUAUUUUUUGUUUGAAAACAGGGGUGAUUAUUCUAUUAGUGGUUU